This is a messenger RNA of Lytechinus pictus (painted urchin), 2895 nucleotides long. RefSeq names its product phospholipase B1, membrane-associated-like. The transcript has 14 exons. Gene Ontology annotation, molecular function: retinyl-palmitate esterase activity; A2-type glycerophospholipase activity; phosphatidylcholine lysophospholipase A1 activity. The record is from RefSeq and is a predicted model, not a curated record. NCBI's taxonomy places the organism in Eukaryota, Metazoa, Echinodermata, Echinoidea, Temnopleuroida, Toxopneustidae. Gene Ontology annotation, cellular component: brush border membrane. Bases 187 to 1536 code for a protein of 449 amino acids. Gene Ontology annotation, biological process: phospholipid metabolic process.
AGUCUGGUAUCGUUCACCUAGUGUGACGAGGACUGCGUCUCGCCGCAAAGAAUAAGACAAAUUAAUUUAUUGCUAUUGAGCAGAUCGCUUCGAGAGUUGAUCCAGCGAAUCACAUAAACAUUAGUUUCGCUGUCGUGUAAUUGAUUUUUGUGGUCAACUCAGUUAAAAUAAAGACAUUAAUUAGAGAUGGCUUCUCUCUGGCUGUGGAUUCUUAUGUCGGCUAUUUCAAUAGUAAACGGAGAUAUCGAAGAUGAUUUUCGGGGACUUUAUGAAGUAUAUGACGACUAUCAUCUCUUUCUCGGGCAUGUCAGUGAAACCACGCGGGAUGACAUUGAAUCGGUAGGAAUGGAAUUCAACUGUCACUCUUCUGUUUCACCAGAGAAACCUACAUCAGUUCACAAGCUCCGACCGGGUGAUAUUAAUGUGGUAGCUGGUAUAGGAGAUUCUCUUUCAACUGCAUAUGCCGCUGGAGCUCCUAUAUUUUUACCUGUGAUGCUUAACUACUGGGGUGUAUCAGCGAGCAUUGGGGGUGACAAAAGUUUAUCUUCCGUUGGAACACUGCCUAAUAUCCUGAGGAAAUAUAAUCCUGAUAUUCUUGGUUAUUCUACGGGUGAAGGAAUCGUCUUUACUCAACCCAAGUCAAAAUCAUUCAACCAUGCUGUCGUCGGGGCUAAGGCAAAGGGUUUACCGAAGCAGGCACGUAAGCUGAUCGACGAUCUCCGAGCCCAUUCCGACGUCGAUAUGGAGAAUGAUUGGAAGUUUAUUACUCUAUUCAUCGGAGGUAAUGAUCUCUGUAGCGGAUGCAGCAAAGAAACGUCAGAGCCUCAGGAAUAUUUAGCUUUCAUCGAUGAAACACUGCGUAUCUUCCAUGAUGAGGUCCCGCGAGCAAUAGUGAAUCUUGUUGGAGUCCUAAACGCCUAUAUCUUACCGGAAUUAGACGGUAGUCUUAAAUGUAAUCUUGUUCAUUCAAUUGUAUGCAGUUGUUUACACAAAGAUGGAGGCAAAGAAGCCAUAUACGAACGAGCAAAAGAAUAUCAGAGGGUGGUACAAGAGCAUAUUGAAAGUGGAAAGUUUGAUGAUAAAGAUGAUUUUACUGUGGUUUAUCAGCCUUUCUUCCAUGAGACGAAUAUCCCCAAACAUGCGGAUGGAUCACCGGAUAGUUCUUAUUUUGCUUCCGAUUGUUUUCAUCUCAGUCAAAAGGGACAGGCUGCACAGGCUACAGCUAAUUGGAAUGGACUGUUUGAACCGGUUGGAAGCAAACGCUUAGAAUGGGUUCCAGGUGAAAAACUGAACUGCCCCUCUGAGGAAUUUCCGUACAUUUACACAAAUGUCAAUAGCAAGUCCGAUGGCCUACAACACGGUUACUACCAGUCUGAUGUCAAUGAAAACCCAAACCAAAAGCUCUCGAAACAAACUUUCAUCAUCGUCGGAGUCAUAGGCGGGGUCAUGUUGGUCAUCAUCAUCGCUGCCAUUGUAGUUCGUAUCUCGAAGAAACCUAAUCGAUUGUCUUUAAAUGGCUCCUACCAACGUCUGUGAUAGCUUCUAUGGGAUGUGCAAUUUCAGUUUGAUCGGUUCUUCCAUAACAACAUCGACAACGUCUAGAGCAUCGACGACGGCAACGUGACCUAAUCCCCUCUCCCUUUAUUCAAGACAUUAUUAUGAUAAAAAUGUGGAAGUAGAUAAGGUGUGGUUAAAGGUUUAUGUUGGUCAGCAUUUGAACCUUUCUAUACAAAAUCUAUAAAUCGAGUCUUACGAUCAUUAAAUUGAUUUUACAUAAUUGUAUUCAUAGGUAUUGUGAAGCCAUAAGACCAUAAUCCCAUACAUUCUUCAAAGUAAUCAAUGAUUUGUUGAUCGAUAUGUAUACUACCCCCAAUAGUUAAAACUUCUUAACAAAUUUUAUCAUCAUCUUAUAGGAGGGUGAAAGAACCUAUUAUAACCAGGUCAAAAUGCAUCACAAUAUAUUUCAUUUUUAUACCGUCCUUAAUCAUUUUUCACACUCAUUGUUUACUACUUUCAUCGUGUAAAACCAAGAUAAAUUAACAUUCCAUUAUCAGACAGUAUUAUUUUGUGCAAUGGAUUAUGAGCUAAUUGUAUCAUUGAUAUGUCAAUGUUUUUUUUUCUGUUUAUUUUUGCAAAAAAAUCUAUCAAGCAUAACACUGAUCUAUAUCUGGCGUAAAAUAAGAUUUAUUGAUGUUUUGAAGUUUUGCUCAAUUUUACAAAACAAUCUUUGAGCAUAACCUAAGUAAUAUGUAUAUAAGGAACCCGAUAAUCACACUCGCUAUUUCUUUUGUUUCAAAUUUCAAAUUUUGUAACAUUUUUAUUACAUGCUGAAAUAAUCCAUAAACACGCCGUGUAUUAUGAUUCAUUUAUUAUCAAACCUACAAAAAUAAGACAUUAGAUAUUUUAACUGAAAUACAACAGAAAAUAGGUAAAUUGGCUCUUAUAUACAUUUCACCCAAUUAAUAAUAAUAAAAAAAUACUCAGCAUGAAACCAUUUUGUGAUUCGAGCGAAAUGUCACAACUUCCGUCUAUCCAUACCCCCUCUCCUCUGCCACGGCCCCUCUCUCUCGGCCCUUCCCGAAAGUUCUCCCGCCACUUCUUCAUUUAUGAAUAUGAUGUAACAAUGUUUUCAUUUGCAUUUAUGUAAAACAUAAUGUAUUGUAUAACGUUUAUUUGGAAUGCACAGUUUUUGUUAUGCUACAGUUUUAUUCAUGAAAUUAGUUUACAACAUAUUAAGAUGAAUAGAAUAUAUUUGUUUAUUUAUUUAUCUGAAUAUGUUGUAAAAUAAUUUUCUACAUCACCUAUCCAUGAAAUUAUUUGUAUAUAAGAAUAUGAGAAUAUUAAAAUAAAUUCUGAUGGUGAACAUAGUUUGUAUCAAUUUUUCGAAACUGCUUC